CAGUACUAUUGAGUAAUGGCCCAGUGAAAGAAUGCAGAUGCGUGUCAAAAUUGAUUGUGCGUGGGCGUUCCGUUCAAUUACUCUUCUGCGCAUGUGCGAAUGAUAGUUCCGGUGGGCGUGACGGACAAUUUCACAUGACCGUUGUCGACCGGAUCGGAGGACUCUCGAGCAGCUUUGCUAGCUACUAACUCUGUAAACAAGGCGACAAGAACGUCAUGGCGGCCAGUUGGGAGUGUCCAAGUCUUCCUAUGCUGAACCUGCCUCUCAAGGAGACGGGAAAGACCAGUUUUCUGGGAUUGAAACCGCUAAUAGGAGCACACUACGAGGAGAACCCUGACACUUUCUCUGAUGAGAUCAGACAGCUCGACCAGCUCAGAGAGCACUCCACAAAGCCCACAAGAGACUACAAUGGAUGCAGUGUCCUGCGUCGAUAUUUCGCACAGCUGCAUCUCCUCAGAGCCAGGUUUCCUCCAGAGACUGUCGGACAGAUCCCCGUGGACUUUGCCUGGAGAGAUGUACACAGUGGUGCGGAGUACCUCCAGGAAGGAUUCCAAAUAGAGCAAGCCUCUGUUCUAUACAACAUUGCUGCUCUACACUCGCAGCUGGGUAGCCACGGCAAAAGAGACACCGAACAGGAGAUGAAAGAGGCUGUGACCCACUUCCAGUGUUCAGCGGGAGCACUGUCCUACCUCGAUGAGCAUUUCGCCAUCAACCAUGCCAGCAAGGACCUGUCUGCAGAGUUUGUCUCUUUCUACAACAGCCUCAUGCUGGGCCAAGCUCAGGAGUGUCUGGUUGAGAAGAGUCUGAAGGGAAUUGGUAGAGUGAAGAACAUCACCAUUUCUCGGCUGGCCACCCGAGUCUCAGAGUUCUAUAGCAGGUGUAUCAGUCUCCUGGAGGGUGGAGCCUGUGUGGUCAUAGCCAAGAAGAACAGGGACUGGCCAAAACUACUCAAGUUCAAGGUCUUCUACUACCAAUCCAUAGCACAUUACUACCAGGGAGCUUGCGCAGAGGAGAUUGGCAAGUAUGGAGAACUGAUUGCUCUCCUCCAACUGACGGUGCAGAGGCUCACGGCAUCACGGGAAGCCCGCCCAAGGGAAUGGGGGACAUGAUGAAGCCAGCGAGACAGAACUUUGCCGACCACGUCACCGACAAGCUCACGGUCGCCAGGAGACAGAACGAACAGGUCUACCACGACCCUGUUCCCCCGCUGGAAACACUGGAGCUCACGGCAGGAGCUGACCUGGUGAAGCCGAUGUCGUUCCAUCCCACUGACCCCAAGAACUUGGGAACGGACAUCUUCUCUCGUCUCAUUCCCAUGCGGGCCCACGAGGUGGCGUCCAUCUUCAGUGAGGAGAAGGCGAAGCUGAUGAGGUCCAUCAUGUCCUCCGUAGAGGAGAAAGAUGAGGAACUACAGCAGUAUAUGAGGUCGCUGAAUGCUACUGAAGUAGAGAAAAUCCAUGAAGACUCUCCAACCAUUCCUGACAAUGUCCUGAGACUCCACCAGUCUCUACAGGGAAGAGUGGAAGAAGUCAGAAGACUUCACGCCAGCUGCCAAGAGCUCAUGUCCAUGUCCCGGAGUGUGGAGGAAGACUUUGCUGCCAUUAGAGAGACCAAGAGAACCGAGGAGGAAGAGGAGGAAAAGUUCCAGAGUGAGUUUGGAGCGAGACCAGCGUCGCAGGUGUGCAGUAGUAUGUGGAAAGAGAUGGACAACUACCAUGGCUACAACCUCCAGGCACUGAAGUCAAACACGGAGCUGAAGGCAAUGUUUGACCAGCACUACCCCAACCUGGUCCUGCUCACCAGUCCCCUGGGCUCCCUGAAGGCCUCCCUGCCCAAGAUGACACUCCUUGAUACUCCAGCUGAAGAGGCAUCAGAAAGUGAGAGAUGGCAGCAGCUUCUGGAAGAGGUGGAUAAGAUGACUCAGCAGCGACAGGUCCUGGUGGCCCGGUUCAGACAGCAGAUGAACAGCGAUGACAUCACCAAGAACCUGGUGGGUCACCUGGGCAACGACCACGAGGUGUUUCUGGAGGACCACUUGAGGCAGUUCAAGGAGGUGGCGGCCAUUAUAAGACAGAACCUCACCGCCCAGGAGAACAUUCUCACAGCUCUUACUGAAGCCAAUGCCAAUAAGGCAAGCACUCGCCAGACUGUUCAGGAAAUUGCUCAGCAACAGCAGGCGAUGUUUGCCAGUCUGGUAAAGUCUGGUGGAUUUCUGAAGCUCCUGCAGACAAAAAUACAGGAAGGAAUUGUGUUCUACCAGAAGCUGCAGGCGAGCGUGUCGCGACUGAGAAAGAGAUCGGCUGAGGUUUGCGAAGCUCGCAGGAGAGAACGACAGAACAUGGAGAGACAAAGAGGGUCUACAGUUCCGGAGGUGACCUCCCCCAGUGCUCCUCCAUCUGUCCCUGCUGCACCAGCUCGCCCCCCAAAGAAGGCGGAGCUUGCUGGAAGACCCCUCCCACCAGAGCAGCAAGGUCUUCCACCACUCCAUGGGACCAUUGGUAUUAACAAUAUCAGUGGUGGCCCGGGGGGAGAUGCUGCUCCAUUAAAUGCCCUCCAACCGACCCCACAGCCUCCGGACCUCCAAGAACUGCAACAGGUUCAAAUGCAGCAACAGCAGGCAUUGCUCGGCGGACUAAGAUCCCCUACUUCUUCAGAAUCCCAACAAUUAGGGAACUCAAAUCCUCCUAAUGUCGUCGUCCCUAGUGAAACGGUGCCCCAGUCUCCACCAGUACCCCAGGUACCUGUAAUUCCCCCAACAUCAGUCCCCGAUGCAGCCCAGGCACUCAGCAGCCUACAGAUGUUGCUCCAGCCCGACACCCAGCCUCUGAGUCCCCAACAAGGCCUCGUAGUGGGUGCCCCAACUAUCGCGACUCCUGCAUUUCUGGUGCCCCAGAGGCCACCCAAACCAGACCACUUGAAGUCCGGACUGCUUCCGAGUCCCUUUCCCUCCCUCCCCCCGCCCUCUGAAGAGCAAGGCACACAGCCUGCAGUUGCUAAAGCUCAUCCGUCAUCGUUUGCUGGAGGUACAACUCUCACUGAACCCGGUGUAGAUACAGGUGUCCCUCAGACUGGUGGUUUAUACCCUGAGACUGGUUCUAAUGUAGCUGGAAACUCCACACUCAUUCCCAGCGACCCUCUGCCAGGUGAUAAUCAGGUGGUCACAAGCUCUCCUGGUCAUUUGUCACUGCAGUCAUCGACUGACUCUCCUCUUCCUCCUCCCACCACCUCUCCAGUGGUGUGGGCAACUGCAACAACUGGUGUGGGUGGGAGUAGGGAAGACACACCUCUGUAUCCUCCCACUUCCAGCACACCAGCUAUCCCACACUCUGUUUCAGCCGAGGGUACACAACAUCCAGUACCCCUGCAAGACCUUGGGCUGUCUCAGACCCAAUCUGUUCUGCCAAUGUCCCCUCCUUACCACCAUACCAACAUCAAUAUCCUGCCAGGUGAAGUGACUGUGGCUACUAGCUCAAUACUGGGACCGAUCACUUCGGCUCUUGCAGUUGAACCCGCCACAACUUCUCCCGCAUCUACUCUGGGAAUGCAAGCCCCGCCAAUGCAACCAGCUGUUGGUGCUCUGCCAGCACCCGAUGCAAGGGGGCAGGCUCAAACUGCAAUGAGCCUCCCAAAUCUCGGAGAUACUUUUGCUUCAGGUUCGGGCAGUCUCCCAUCAUCUGGCAAUCAAUCAGGAGUGCCUAGCACAGACCCCAGUAGCAACCAGUACACCCAAUCUCAAGAUGAGACCGUUACUGGUGGCUCGCUGCAAUCUGAUACACCAGCAACGAAUGACGAUACUUCACCAGCACGUUUAUGGCCAGGCAAUGUUCAGAGAGAUCUAUCAGAGCCUCAGUCAACUUCCAGCAAUGCCAGUGUUUCAGGGAGCUCUCCUCGGGUGCAAUUUCCUCAAACAGGACCGAGUUUGCAAACAAUGGCCCUCCCCGAAAUUGAAUCUCAACACCAGUCGACAGCAGCUGUUGAUCCUCCAGGUGCUGGUCCUGGUUCCUUUUCCGUGCUCGGUAGCACCGAUGCCAAUCUAACCACCACAUUACCCAACACUACUCAAAUGUCGUCUGCUGGUGCAGCAACACCACCUGGUAGUACCUCAAUACAAUCUGACGUCACUGCUGGUGAUCCUACUUCCCCUGCUACUGCUCACACCAUCUGCUACCAAAAUUCCACCGUCUGUUUCUGCAAUGUCCCCAGUGGGUAUGCCAAGGCUCCCAAGUGUGAUGCCUCUACCACUGACAACUCUUGAGUCUCUCACUGCUCCACUCGAGGCUCCAACAGACAGCACUCCUAUCGCCACUGAACUGAUACUAGAGAGCCUGGCACCACAACCACAACAACCGUCACUGUUGGCCCUUCAGCAGAUCCAGGCACUGCAACAGAAUCUCGAAGACCAGAAACAAGUAAUUGAAGCGCACAGGGCUGAGAAAGAGGGUCACGUGAAGCAAGAAGCGGCCUACCAGCAACAGAUAGCACAGCUCCAACAGCAGUUGCACAUGCUGCAGCUCAACCAGGAGCAGGAGAAGGCUGCAGCAUCGGACCAACAGUCGGCACUCAUGAAACUUCUCCACCAGCAACAGGACAUGUUCUCCCAGCAGCAGAGCCAGAUGGAGAAGCUGAGUCAACAAGACGAGUCCCACAGGAAAGAGUACCUCCACGUGGAGGAAAAGUUCCGGGAGAGCCUGCGAGUUGAGCAGGAAAUGAAGGUGUCCCUCCAGAGCCAGAUCCUGCAGCUGAUGCAGGAAAACCAGAAGCUGAACCAGACGCUUCAGAGCCAAUCCCAGCAGGUUCAGGCACUCCAGCUCCAGCUACAGCAGUACAACAUCCACAUCCAGGAGCGGGACAAGCAACUGGUGGCCUUCAAGGACCAACACAAGGAGAUAGUGGACAAGUUGGAGCAGAGGUCUCAGCAGAAGGUGGCCCAACUCGUGCAGAGGAUCCAGGAGUUGCAGCUUCAGCUGAACCAGCGCCCGACGCUCCCACAGCCUCUCCAGCCAACUGUGGUCCACAGACCACCUCAGCAGUUACAGCAACAGAAUCUUCAGCAGAAUCAGGACCUCGGUCCUGCAGGGCUCGGGCAACAACCGAGCUUGCCUCGACCGCUACAACCUAACUUUGCACAUCCAAUGAGGCCACCCCAUUCUCCAGUGGCACCACCUAGUAGACCUCCUCAGGCAUCUGGGGUACCACCAGGGCCGGUACCGAGAGCUCAAACUACCCCUCCAACAGGUGACCCAAUGACGACAAACUUACCAUCAAUGAGACCGUCGUCCUCCCAGCCACAGCCUCUGCAAGCACCACUGGUUCCAAUGCAAGUGCAUCCACAGAACAUUCCGCGCCCAGCAGGCGUAUCACAUGUAACAAUCCGGCCACCUUCCACAAUGCCAAUGCAGCAACAGCACCGCUCACAGCAUCCUGAUGCUUCCCAAAGCCAGGCACCAAGCACCGCUCAUAUGCAGGGGCAAGUCAGGCCAGGCAGUUUACCACCUUCCCAGCAAGGUCCUCCACCUCCUAGUGGGCCUCAUGCUCAACCACCACCUAUGCCACAGUCUACACCACAGACUCCAUCAACUCCAGGUGGAGUGGGAGCGCUGCAUCCUGUAUCACACAGUGGGACUCCACCGAGACCGGGGUUUCACCCUCCCCUCCAGUCCCAGGCAUCGUAUCCAGGAGCUCCUAUCCAACAACAGCAACACCACCAACAACUACAACAGCAACACCAUCACCAACAACAACAACACAACAGCAACACCUACAACAGCAGAUGCAGCAGCAUCUUCAACCAGUAUCUGGUGCCGUCUUCAACUCACCUUCGAACCCUUCCAUGCCCCAGUAUCAGCAGGCAGUGAUGCCUCGUCCAAUGACGCAACAACAGCUGCCGGCUCAGCAGCCCCACAUGAUGGGACCAAGGUUCCCUCCGCAAAGCAUGAGACCAGGACUACCUGGAGCCCAGCAGCCUAUGCAACCAAUGCCUACUUCUGUUGGCCAACCCUCCUAUGCCCCACGUGGACCUCAAGUAGUGCACCCAUACCAUCCACAGUAUCCUGGGCAUGCACCCUGAUUCCUUGUUUUACAUCACAGAGUUUUUGAAGCAUUGUGAUUCUCGUACGAUAUUAUGUUGUGUUGCAAUGAAAGAUGUU
Messenger RNA from Geodia barretti, 6146 nucleotides. NCBI's taxonomy places the organism in Eukaryota, Metazoa, Porifera, Demospongiae, Tetractinellida, Geodiidae. The record is from the annotation of a GenBank genome assembly.